Cercopithifilaria johnstoni is the source of this 1080-nucleotide messenger RNA. The record is from the annotation of a GenBank genome assembly. Lineage: Eukaryota; Metazoa; Nematoda; Chromadorea; Rhabditida; Onchocercidae.
AUGAAAGCAGUGAUACUUGUUGGUGGGUAUGGCACAAGGUUACGACCGUUGACGCUUACUCAACCAAAACCACUCGUGGAAUUUGCCAAUAAGCCGAUGAUGCUCCAUCAGAUGGAAGCACUUGUGGCUGCCAGUGUCGAUACUGUGAUAUUGGCUGUAAGCUAUCGUGCAGAACUUUUGGAACAACAAAUGAAACAACAUGCUGAACAACUUGGUAUUGAGGUAUAUUUCUCAUUGGAAGAAGAGUCCUUGGGUACAGCGGGACCGCUGGCUUUGAUAAAAGAUCGGUUAAAAGGAAAUGAACCUUUUUUUGUACUGAAUUCUGACAUUAUAUGUGAAUUUCCAUUUCGUGAGAUGAUUGACUUUCAUAUGAGUCACGGUCGUGAGGGGACCAUCGCUGUAACUAAGGUUGAAGAACCAAGCAAAUAUGGUGUCUGUGUGUUUAAUGAAAAGACUGGAAAAAUCGAUAGUUUUGUUGAGAAACCCGAAGAAUACGUUGGAAAUAAGAUCAAUGCCGGAUUAUACAUUCUUUCUCCAUCCGUACUGGAUCGAAUAUCAUUACGCCCAACUUCGAUUGAAAAGGAAGUUUUUCCGGAGAUGGCUAAACAUGGAGAAUUGUAUGCAUUUGAGUUGUCGGGAUUCUGGAUGGAUGUGGGACAGCCAAAAGAUUUCUUGACUGGUAUGCGUUUGUACUUGAAAUACCUUCGCGACAAGUCACCAUCUCUGCUAGCUCAUGGUAGCCAUAUAAAUGGCAAUGUGAUUGUGGAUAAGACUGCAGUUAUCGGUCGUGAUUGCAGAAUAGGACCCAAUGUUGUGAUAGGACCGCGAGUAAAGAUUGGAAACGGCGUUUGUUUGCGUCACUGUACCAUUUUAUCAGAUAGCAUGGUGCGCACUCAUUCUUGGAUUAACAGCAGUAUUAUUGGCAGAAAAUGUUCAAUCGGUGAGUGGGUACGAAUUGAAAAUACCUGCGUUAUUGGCGAUGACGUUGUCGUCAAUGAUGAACUAUACCUGAAUGGUGCAAGAGUGUUACCGCACAAAGCAAUAACGAUGAACGUUCCAGAGCCAGAUAUCAUUAUGUAG